AUGUCACCAACCAGCCAGGAGGAGAUAGAGGAUAUGAGAGAGAUUCCUUAUCAAAAUGCUGUUGGUAGCUUGAUGUAUGCAAAUACUGAGACUCGCCCCGACAUCACAUGCAGUGAACCGGCAAGCCAGUUUGCAAUCAAUCCUGGGAGGCAACACUGGAUUGCAGUCAAAAGAAUCUUAAGAUACCAGAAAUAUACAAGUUCAAUAAAGUUGGGAUUUACAAAAUCAGAAGAUUCAAGUUUAAAAGUUUUCUGUGAUGCCGAUUGGGGAUCAGAUGAGGAUGACCGUCGUUCCUAUACAGGAUACUUGUUCAUUUUGGCAGAUGCAGCCGUCAGCUGGGUGAGCAGAAAGCAACCCACUGUUGCCCUAUCCACCACUGAGGUUGAGUACAUGGCACUUACAGAAACUGCAAAAGAAGCUUAA
This is a messenger RNA of Pseudophryne corroboree (corroboree frog), 423 nucleotides long. RefSeq lists its product as uncharacterized. Bases 1 to 423 code for a protein of 140 amino acids. NCBI's taxonomy places the organism in Eukaryota, Metazoa, Chordata, Amphibia, Anura, Myobatrachidae. The record is from RefSeq and is a predicted model, not a curated record. The transcript has a single exon.